Molecule: messenger RNA, 609 nt
Organism: Macrobrachium nipponense
Lineage: Eukaryota; Metazoa; Arthropoda; Malacostraca; Decapoda; Palaemonidae
Product: interaptin-like
Exons: 1
Coding region: 1-609 (202 amino acids)
Source: RefSeq, a predicted model, not a curated record
AUGAAGGACAAAAAUGUCUACCUUAGAGAAGCUAAGAAGGACAUUAAGAAAUUGAAGAGAGAAAUAGAAGACCAGCAAAGCGCUCUCAGGGAAGAAGUAAAACAUCUCGAGCAUGAAAACAAGGAAAAAGAGAUAAAGAUUGUCCUUCUUGAGGAAGAAAUGAAUCGUCUCCAGAAUGGAAACGAUGAAAAGGAAAGGAAAAUUGACGAGCUUAAGGAAGAAAUGAAUCGUCUCCAAAUUGGAAGCGAUGAAAAGGAGAGAAAGACUGAUGACCUUAAGGAAGAAAUGAAUCGUCUCCAAAUAGGAAACGAUGAAAAGGAGAGGAAGAUCGAUCUCCUUGAGAAGGAACUGAAUCGCCUCCAAGACAAGAAUGUCCGAGAUCUGGAAGAGGGACAGAAGAAAGAGAUUGAGGCUCUCGAGAGCAAGUGUUCUCGUUUGUUGAAGGCAAUGAAAGACAAAAAUGUCUACCUUAGAGAAGCUAAGAAGGACAUUAAGAAAAUGAAGAGAGAAAUGGAAGACCAGCAAAGCGUUCUCAGGGAAGAAGUAAAACAUCUCGAGAAUGGAAGCAAGGAAAGAGAGAUAAAGAUUGUUCUUCUUGAGAAGAAAUGA